This is a messenger RNA of Indicator indicator, 1137 nucleotides long. RefSeq names its product POP4 homolog, ribonuclease P/MRP subunit (gene POP4). NCBI's taxonomy places the organism in Eukaryota, Metazoa, Chordata, Aves, Piciformes, Indicatoridae. Gene Ontology annotation, biological process: tRNA 5'-leader removal; rRNA processing. The record is from RefSeq and is a predicted model, not a curated record. The transcript is spliced from 5 exons. Bases 415 to 963 code for a protein of 182 amino acids. Gene Ontology annotation, molecular function: ribonuclease P RNA binding. Gene Ontology annotation, cellular component: ribonuclease P complex; ribonuclease MRP complex.
CCCCGGGAGUGUUGCUGGCGGGAGUUACGUGGCAGUUGAACUAUUGCCUCACAGUCUCAUAAAAACCUUGUUAGGAACCAGAGAAUGAGGUAGGGGGGCUGUUCCCGCAGCGGCGCACCGGCACGGCCUUCCCCAGUGCGCUCCUUUUAGCUUUAGCCUCAAGCUAACUGUACGCAGUGGCGACUACUUAGGAACUGCUGCACGCUUAACUCGGCACCGCAUGCACCAGGUUUCAGCACAUGGACACUUUCCGGUUACAGUUACUUCUGUGUAGAUCUCCAAUUCCUAUUGCGAGUCAGCAGCAAGUUCUUCAUUAAAUUAAAAUGUAGUAUUUUUAAAUAUCUUUUCAAAUAUCUUUAGCCUCAGGGAUCAGAAGAGGCCAAAGCGUUUAUAAAUGCCUUCCUGAAGCGUAGUAUGCCAAAAAUGAAAGAUGAAGCUAUCCAGGAUAUAUUAACUCGGAAAGCUGUAGUUCUUGAGCAUUAUUCCAAAAAAAAGGCAAAACAAAAGAGGAAAAAAACGAAAGGCUUUACUGCCAAGCAAAGGCGAGAAUUACGUCUUUUUGAAAUUGAACCUGAACAGCAAAGAUACACCCUCUUUCUACCACUACAUGAACUCUGGAAACAGUAUAUCAGAGACCUGUGUCAUGGACUUAAACCAGAUGCGCAACCACAUACGAUUCAGGGCAAACUGCUAAAAGCUGAUCUCCAUGGAGCUAUUGUUACAGUCACAAAGUCAAGGUGCCCUUCUUAUGUUGGGAUAACAGGAAUCAUUCUACAGGAAUUUAAACAUGUCUUCAAAAUUAUCACUAAAGAGGACAAAUUAAAAGUUGUUCCCAAACUUCACAAUGUAUUUAGCUUGGAGAUUGAUGGGUUCGUUUCCUACAUCUAUGGAAGCAAGUUCCAGCUUAGAGCAAGUGAGCGAUCUGCAAAAAAAUUCAAGUUGAAAGGAACUAUUGACCUAUGAUUUUUAUGGAAAAUCAGAAGUAUUUAUAGAAAUGUCUGCUGUUUUCCUGCAGUUUAAAUACCAGGUUUUCUGGCACAUUGGAAGUAGAAUAGCUGUGUGAAAUAUUUCUGAAGCUUUUCUUCUUACUGAAGAAUUAACUGGUAUGUGUUGUCUUUAAAGGAGUCUCUCAGACUG